UAUAUUUAUACAUACCCUCAUUUCAUGGCAUCUUCUUCUUACUUGUGAUCUCAAUCCACCAUAGCCUCUCCCUUAGUCUGCACUCAAAGAACAACAUCUGCAGAAACAAGAAAAAUAUAAUGUCCACGCAGCCGCAACAACAGCCUGUUGUCGUUUACCCCGACACUGUUGCCGGGCAGCCGCCACCGGGUUCGUACGCUCACUCAAAUGGUUCAUUUGGGACUGUUUUUAUAGUACUUGCUGUAAUUAGUGUUAUAUCAGCUGUUGCUUGUUGCCUUGGCAAGCUUUGCAAUAAGAGUCAAGGCAACAAAAACAGUAAACCCAGUAAGCAGAGUCAGCAAAACCCCAACUUUCGUCCCAAGGAAAGAGGAAGGGAGAGGGAGAGGGAGAGGGAGAGGAGAAGAGAAGGUGACCUUGAGUUUGGAUUCGAAAAGGGACUCCCAACAGGAGGUAGGCCAAGUGGAAAUGGAGAUGGUAGAGGACACAAACCAUCUGAAAAUGGUCAUAUGAAAGCUGAAACUUUCACUGUUGAUGGUGGUCAUCUAAAGCCUGGCCCAUAGAUUAUUUUCUUCAUGUUUGUUGCUUUAAUUAAUUUCUCUGUUGCCAUUUCUAUCAAAAUCUUUUUUUUUUUUUUUCUUUUGGAUCAGACUUUGAACAAUUAUUGUAUAUACUCUUUCUUCUUUCUAAAUCAUAUGAAGGAGUGGGUCAUAGUUUUAGUUA
Messenger RNA from Manihot esculenta (cassava), 720 nucleotides. RefSeq lists its product as uncharacterized. NCBI's taxonomy places the organism in Eukaryota, Viridiplantae, Streptophyta, Magnoliopsida, Malpighiales, Euphorbiaceae. The record is from RefSeq and is a predicted model, not a curated record. The transcript has a single exon. The coding region runs from base 120 to 560 and encodes 146 amino acids.